GGUGAGAAGAGUCCUCGAGAUGAGCUUUCGCAGUACCCUCAGCGUCGGGAACUUCUACGACUCCCGCUACUCUCCAGUGCAGACAAGGUACAACUACACUAAAUCAAUCCAGCAGCUUCAUUCGCAAAUAAGGAAGCAGCGGGAGGAGGAAUUUAGAAGAGAAAAGGAAGAAGCAAAACGUAGACAAAAAGAAUUAGAAGUAUAUCAAGGAAAGUAUACCCGGUUAUUCUGGACGGUAUGGAGCAAAACGUUUUCAAAAUUAGGCGACGACUGGGUCUUCCUAGCGUUUCUAGGAAUUUUCGUGGCCAUCAUCAGUUACACGGUGGACAAGGGGAUCCAAAUGUGUACGACAGGUCGGAUGUGGCUCUAUACAGAGCUGGCUGAGAACAUGUUCUCCAAGUGGGUAGCCUGGAUCUGUUUGCCCUUCUGUUUAAUCCUAUGGGACGUGGGCCUCACCCACCUAGUGGCACCGCAAGCUGCAGGUUCCGGCAUACCCCAGAUAAAAACCAGCCUGAGGGGCGUGUUCAUGAAGGAAUUUCUGACGUACAAAAUCCUCAUAGCGAAAUGGCUGGGCAUCACCGCCACCAUAGGCAGCGGCAUGCCUCUGGGCAAGGAAGGGCCGCUCAUCCACAUGUCUAGCAUCAUCGUGACGAAGAUGAGCAACGCCCUGUCCACCUUCAACCAGGUGUUCAUCAACGAGAGCAAGAAGAUCGAAAUGCUGGGGGCGGCCUGGGCCGUGGGGGUGGCGUGCACUUUCAACGCGCCGAUUGGGGGUGUGCUUUUCAGUGUGGAGAUCACGACAGCUUACUACGCUGUUAGGAACUACUGGAGAGGUUUUUUCGCUGCGGUUUGGGGUGCUACCACCUACAGACUCCUGCUGGUUUGGAUAGAUGGCGUUGACACUAUUAAAGUGGUGUUCCCGACUAGCUUCUUCGUGGAUUUUCCGUACGAUCCUUUCGAAUUGAUAUCCUUUGCCAUUUUAGGUGUGAUAUGUGGGCUGAGCGGUUCGUUUUACAUUUGGUGCAAACAGUGCUUCAGCCAGUGGUACAACCGCACCAAAUUUAUCAACAAAAUACAGAAAUUCAACCGCUUCAUCUGUCCCGGUUUCAUUGUUCUGCUGGUAUCGACGGUCACCUGGCCUCCGGGCAUUGGCCAGUUCAUGGCGGCCCAGAUCGCUCCCGGGACCCAAGUCAUCGAGCUGUUCAGCAACUUCACCUGGACCAAAGAGAACCUGACGGUCACCCAGACGCAGGUCGUCUCCCAUUGGUCCACGGAGUGGUCCGGGAUUUAUACCAGUCUGGUGGUGUACAUUUGUUACCAGUUCAUAUUUUCGAUACUAGCGUCGUCCAUGCCCAUCCCAUGUGGUAGCUUCAUCCCCGUGUUCAGGGCGGGGGCAGCGCUUGGAAGAAUUGCAGGAGAACUGAUGCACCUCUGGUUCCCUCUAGGUGUGCGGUAUAAGGGAGUAAUCACACAGAUCAUGCCAGGUGCGUACGCCACGGUGGGGGCGGCGUCGUUCGCUGGGGCGGUCACCCACACCAUGUCGGUCUGCGUGAUAUUGUUCGAAAUGACGUCCCAGAUCACGCACGUUAUACCCGUACUAAUAUCAGUGCUCAUAUCAAACGGGAUAGCCAGGGUGCUGACUCCCAGCAUAUACGACUUGGUAAUCAUCUCCAACAAGUUGCCGUAUCUGCCGGAUCUGCUGCCCAGCACGAGCGCCAUUUACGAGGUCUACGUGGAAGAUUUUAUGGUUAAAAACGUGAAGUUUGCCUUCCUGGGCAUGACCUACGCCGAACUGAAGAAUCUCCUCCUGACCAACCGAAAGCAUAAGGUGUUUCCUUUGGUGGAUCAUCCUCAGAACAUGACGCUGUUGGGUUCCGUGCCCAGGGAGGAACUGGUAUGGUUGAUAGACAGGAAAAUAGGUAUUGCCAGGCGUAGACAAGUGUUACCGAGUCCGUCUAUUGGAAUACACAAGGAAGAGGAAGACAAAGACAAAGAAGCAGGCCCUUCAACGAAGACGAAAGAAAGUAUUGCUCAUAUCGAUGAUUCUAGCGACUCUGAAUUUGAGGAAAAGAAGAAAAAGUCGAAACGCGAGCUAAUAUUCGAAAAGUGGGGGAUUGACAGGAAAAAGCCAUCGACGUCACCAAAGUCUCCAAUGUCAGGAGGGAAAAGUGCAUCUACCACUCAUCUGGAAGUGUCCGUCAUCCGCGUUUGCGACUUACCAAUGGAAAAGCAGAUGGAGUGGGAGGACCAACAGAUGAAGGACCAAGUGGACUUUGCCACUGUCAGAAUAGACCCAGCGCCCUUCCAACUGGUAGAAAGGACCUCCUUGCUGAAGGUCCAUUCCAUAUUUUCCAUGUUGGCUAUAAAUUUCGCGUACGUCACUUCCAUAGGAAAGUUGGUGGGGGUGGUUACUCUCGAGGAAUUGAGGAAAGCCAUCGAAGAAGCCAACAGCGGCAAGCCGCCGAAGAAGCCGCUGAGGGCGCCCGCUUCGCCGCUGCCCAUGCUCGCGCAAACGCCAAUUUUGGCGAGAACGACAUCCAUGGAUCCCGGGGGCGGACCGGCUUGAUCGAAUAAACAAAAAAUUACCGUAUGGCCUCUUAAUUACCUCAAAAAAAUUGCGUGUUCCAGUCUAUGCCGUCUAUCGUACUAUAAUUAGUGUUAAGGUUGCUUUGUAGGGAAUAAUAUACAUACGGGGUAUCCUUGAAGUAAAAUAUCCAUCUUAGUUAUUUGCUUAUUUUGAGUAGAAAUUGUCAUUUUUUUUAAAUAACUCACUUUUAAAGAUAUUUUAUGGAAAUUUGAUGCAGAGAAUUUGAA
Messenger RNA from Anoplophora glabripennis (Asian longhorned beetle), 2814 nucleotides. RefSeq names its product chloride channel protein 2. Lineage: Eukaryota; Metazoa; Arthropoda; Insecta; Coleoptera; Cerambycidae. Gene Ontology annotation, biological process: chloride transport; transmembrane transport. The coding region runs from base 20 to 2566 and encodes 848 amino acids. The transcript is spliced from 13 exons. Gene Ontology annotation, molecular function: voltage-gated chloride channel activity. Gene Ontology annotation, cellular component: membrane. The record is from RefSeq and is a predicted model, not a curated record.